CCCGACCCGUCCUUCUGGGACUCCAUGGGGAUCACUUUCUUAUACAAGGCUUCCUCAGCCGCCAGAAAACCCUAGUAGCUUACUUCGCUCUGGUUGGAAUACGUGAAGUGGGUCACUGGAAAGGCUAAGUUUCAACCAUGAGUAAGCUUCAGAGUGAUGCACUCAGAGAGGCUAUUUCUACCAUCACUACCGAGUCAAAGGAGAAAAAAAGAAACUUUACUGAGACUGUUGAACUCCAGAUUGGACUGAAAAAUUAUGAUCCCCAAAAGGAUAAGCGGUUCAGUGGUUCUGUAAAGUUGCCGCACAUUCCUAGGCCCAAGAUGAAGGUUUGUAUGCUUGGAGAUGCUCAGCAUGUUGAGGAGGCUGAGAAAAUAGGUCUGGACUAUAUGGAUGUUGAAGCUUUAAAGAAGCUCAACAAAAACAAGAAGCUAGUAAAGAAACUAGCAAAGAAAUACCAUGCUUUCUUAGCAUCUGAAGCUGUAAUUAAGCAGAUUCCCCGUCUUUUGGGCCCUGGUCUCAACAAGGCAGGGAAAUUCCCCACCCUUGUUACUCAUCAAGAGUCCCUGGAGUCCAAAGUUAAUGAGACGAAGGCAAUGGUUAAGUUCCAAUUGAAAAAGGUUCUUUGCAUGGGAGUUGCAGUAGGAAAUCUUUCCAUGGAGGAGAAGCAGAUAUUCCAGAAUGUGCAAAUGAGCGUUAAUUUCCUCGUUUCACUUCUGAAAAAGAACUGGCAGAAUGUCAGGUGCUUAUACUUGAAGACUACCAUGGGGAAGCCACAACGUAUAUUUUAAGCGUUAUGUUUUAAUUUUAUCUUUGUAGACCCAGUUGGGAAGGUUUUGUAGGGAAGCUUUGUUAUUUACCGAAAGUGUUUUAUUGUCAUACAACACUAGGUAUCUUUGCUGUUGGUUAGCCUUUUUUACUCUUGUUGGUCUUAAUGCUUAUUGAUUAUUAUUUGACCGGACUA
Molecule: messenger RNA, 961 nt
Organism: Ziziphus jujuba (common jujube)
Lineage: Eukaryota; Viridiplantae; Streptophyta; Magnoliopsida; Rosales; Rhamnaceae
Product: large ribosomal subunit protein uL1
Exons: 6
Coding region: 138-788 (216 amino acids)
Biological process (GO): translation
Cellular component (GO): large ribosomal subunit
Molecular function (GO): RNA binding; structural constituent of ribosome
Source: RefSeq, a predicted model, not a curated record